AUGGCCGACGACAAACCCAACUGCAAGGUCGUUCUCGCCAACAACAUCGCCAAAGGCCUUCUUGACGAGGUGCGCGACGGCUUGGCCAAAAUAGGACGCAAGCCCCUCCUCGUCGGAUUCCUGUCCAGUGCCGAUCCCGCUGCACGAGUCUACGCAGAAUGGACGGGCAAAACCUGUGUUGAAAAUGGCUUCUCCUUCGAACUGCGCGAAACCCCCCGCGACAACCUCGAAGACGCCCUCCUCGACGCCAACGCCGACCCCUCCGUCGACGGCAUAAUAGUCUACUACCCCAUCUUCGGCUCGCGCCAAGACCAGUACCUCCAGCAAAUCGUCUCCAUCGACAAAGACGUCGAAGGCCUCUCGCACCGCUACAUCUUCAACAUGUACCAAAACAUUCGCUUCCUCGACGAGCCCCUCAAUACCAAGAAGAGCAUCUUGCCGUGUACUCCGCUGGCGGUGAUCAAGAUACUAGAGUAUCUCAGGAUCUACAAUACGAUUCUGCCGUAUGGGAAUAGGCUUCAUGGACGCACGAUUACGGUGAUUAAUCGGAGUGAGGUUGUGGGUAGGCCAUUGGCCGCGCUGCUGGCGAAUGAUGGCGCACAGGUGUAUAGUGUUGAUAUCAACGACGUGCAGGAAUUCACGCGCGGUGUGGGGUUGCGCAAGAGGCGGCACGAAGUUGUCGAGAAACCCGGUUGGACGCUGAAGGAUUGCCUGCCACUCAGCGAUGUCGUGAUUAGCGGUGUUCCUGGUGACAAGUACAAGGUACCGCUUGAGUUGAUGCGUGAUGGUGCUGCGUGCAUUAAUUUCUCGAGUGAGAGGAAUUUCACGCCAGAGGUCAAGGAGAAGGCGUCGAUUUAUGUACCGGCGAUUGGAAAGGUUACGAUUGCGGUUCUGCUGAGGAACUUGCUGCGUCUUACUCAAAACAAGAUCGAUGCCGCUGCUCAAGGUGUAGAAGAAAAGUCCUCGGCAGAGCCAGUUGUUGAGUCGACAGCCUAG
Messenger RNA from Bipolaris zeicola 26-R-13, 996 nucleotides. RefSeq lists its product as uncharacterized. NCBI's taxonomy places the organism in Eukaryota, Fungi, Ascomycota, Dothideomycetes, Pleosporales, Pleosporaceae. The record is from RefSeq and is a predicted model, not a curated record. Bases 1 to 996 code for a protein of 331 amino acids. Gene Ontology annotation, cellular component: cytosol. Gene Ontology annotation, molecular function: methylenetetrahydrofolate dehydrogenase (NADP+) activity; methylenetetrahydrofolate dehydrogenase (NAD+) activity. The transcript has 3 exons. Gene Ontology annotation, biological process: purine nucleobase biosynthetic process.